Messenger RNA from Aspergillus niger, 447 nucleotides. RefSeq lists its product as uncharacterized. The transcript is spliced from 5 exons. The coding region runs from base 1 to 447 and encodes 148 amino acids. Lineage: Eukaryota; Fungi; Ascomycota; Eurotiomycetes; Eurotiales; Aspergillaceae. The record is from RefSeq and is a predicted model, not a curated record.
AUGAGGGGUUCUCAAACUGGCGGUGAGAAUGACAGAACCCAAAGGGUGGUUGUGGCGGCGCUUAACUGGCGCUUUGACGAUGUGCCCGCAGGUUUACCCCAGUGCUUAGGGAACAUGCGCUUCGAUACGAAUAAUGCAAUGGUUGCUGAAGAUAAAGGAGGCAUUGAGGAUUACCAUAGGCUGGGACUUGUGCUGAUAUUUUGUCGGGUACGAGUUCCUAUCUGUAUGUACUCUACGGAGUACAGGUGGGCACGGUAUUUUAUUCCGGGGAUGAAUUCGCCAAUGAGUGCACGCCCCUUUGAGGCGAGAGGAGAAGCACUGUGCCGCGCCGCUUGCUGGACCUGGUCGUCGGGUCGAGGGAUCGCGGGACUCAGCUCAUGGCGCGAUCCACAGGAUGACCACUUUGAGCGGCGUGCAUGGGGAUUGAACGGACGGAUUGGAUGGUAG